This is a messenger RNA of Mercenaria mercenaria, 453 nucleotides long. Its product is annotated as zinc finger protein 253-like. Gene Ontology annotation, molecular function: DNA-binding transcription factor activity, RNA polymerase II-specific; RNA polymerase II transcription regulatory region sequence-specific DNA binding. The coding region runs from base 1 to 453 and encodes 150 amino acids. NCBI's taxonomy places the organism in Eukaryota, Metazoa, Mollusca, Bivalvia, Venerida, Veneridae. Gene Ontology annotation, cellular component: nucleus. Gene Ontology annotation, biological process: regulation of transcription by RNA polymerase II. The record is from RefSeq and is a predicted model, not a curated record. The transcript is spliced from 3 exons.
AUGGAGGAUGAGGAUGUUGAUGAAAGAGUAUUAACUGGUAGAUCUAUAAGCCCUAUGGAAGAUUCCUUCCAUGAACCUGAUGAAACCCACCUCUGUUGUAGCUGCGGGAAACACUUCUGCAGUCGACGAACGCUGUCAGUACACAUAAAGAUACAUGAGGGGAACCAGCCAUUUGUUUGUUCAGCUGGGUCAUGCGGUAAAAAAUAUAACAAAAAGCAGGAUCUGGACGCUCAUAUAAGGGCCAGACACGUGAAACAUGCAAAAGAAUGUGGCAACCCAAAACCAAAGCAGCAUAUGUGCAAGAGAUGCGGCGCCAAGUUGAACAGGAAAUGUGAUCUUGAAUAUCAUUCAAAAGGUUUGCACGACGAAGAGUGUAAAUAUAAAUGUGACGUGUGUGGACAAAGUUACAGAUGGCGGUCAUCUUUGGCUAAAGAUAAGAAAAAAAGUACUUAG